AUGUUAAAUAUUGAAACAAAAAUCGAAAUAAUAGAAAAACUUGAAAAAGGAGAAAGUGGAUCUUCUUUAGCUCAAUUUUAUAACGUAAAUAAGUCUACUAUUGGUGAUAUAAAACGUAAAAAAGAAAAUAUUUUAUCAAAUGCAUCAAAUAUGGAUUCGACUGAUGGCAAAAAAACUAGGAAAAAAAAAUUUAAAGAAAUAUUUUUGAAUAUGAUAAAGCGAGAAGGAUACACAAAAAAUGACGUUUACAACGCUGAUGAAACAGGUAUAAACUGGAAAGCAUCACGUCAAGAAUCAUCAACACCUAGUUAUAAAGUUAGUAAAGAUAGGAUAACUGCGAUGGUUUGCGCAAAUGCUAGUGGAGAUCAUGCUUUACCACUAUUAGUGAUUGGAACAGCUAUUAAACCACGGUGUUUUAAAAAUGUUAAUCAACUUCCAGUGAAAUAUAAGGCACAAAAAAGUGCAUGGAUGAACUCCAAAUUAUUUUAUGAAUGGUACUGUAAUGAAUUUAUACCUAAAGUCAAACAAGAACAAGAAUAUAAAGGUAGAAAAGGAAAAGUACUGCUUUUGUUAGAUAAUGCACCAUCUCAUCCUUCUGCGGAAAAAUUAAAUAUAGUAGACCCAAAUUUUAAGCUAGAAAAUAAUGCAAAUGAUUUAGGAUUUGAGAUAUUAAAUGACGAUGAAAUUGUUGAAGCAGUAAAAGAAUCAGAACUGCCUUCUGAAAUUGAAAAUGAGUAUGAAGACGUCAAAAACUAUACGGGUCUUACGCUUAUUGAAGCCUUUACAGCAAUGGAGUCAGCAAUGCAUUGA
Molecule: messenger RNA, 810 nt
Organism: Sipha flava (yellow sugarcane aphid)
Lineage: Eukaryota; Metazoa; Arthropoda; Insecta; Hemiptera; Aphididae
Product: jerky protein homolog-like
Exons: 3
Coding region: 1-810 (269 amino acids)
Cellular component (GO): nucleus
Molecular function (GO): DNA binding
Source: RefSeq, a predicted model, not a curated record